GGUCAUGCUGCACUGCAUCUCAAAAUCUGGCGCAAAGCGGCAAAAAAGGAAGCGUCCUAGUUAAAUUAGCUAAAUGUGUCAAUUGCGAGCGACGAAAUGACGAGUGAAAUAGGUAAUCUACUGAAGGGCAGCCGCUCGGAUGUGAAGAAGGCCUUCAGCUUGGUGGAGACCUCAUUCAGGACGUUGUUAGAUGGACCAAACGCACUUCGAUACGAACUGAAUAUUCUGCGCCAUAUUUGCCUGGCCCUGCAGGCUAAUCAACACCAGAAUGCGGAUCUCUUCGUGGAUUUGGUGGCCGUAAUGCUGCCACAUGUGGUUCCCCACGAGAAGCACUGCUAUUGGGACUCGCACUUGACCAGUCUGCGGUACAUUCAUCAUGCUUUGUGUCAGGAGCGAUCCCUAGGAGAAUGCCAGAAGCUGUACAACCUCAUCAGAUCCCAGCCCUGCCGCCUGCAAGAGGAUUCGGACCACAAGCUGUACCUGGAGAUCCAUUUGGCCCACUUCAAUGGCAUUCACCUGCAUCUGCAGAAGCAAACGCUUCCCCUGGAGGCCACUCAUCAGCUUUGUUAUGCCCUAGAAGCCCUGGGAGAGCUCUUCGAGGCCAUGAGCCACCGGAAAAUAACCCAAAUUGGACCGCUCUUAACUAAACUAAAUGAACAAAUGUUUGGCAAGAGAAGCAGAACGUUUUUCAAGUCCCUGAGCCUCCUGCCCUCGGAGAGUCAGGCCAAGAUGUUCAAUCCCCUGCUGAAGCUACUGGCCGGCAGCUCUGCCUCGGAUUUAGCCAACCUAUUUCCCGAGUACCUGAGCUUCACCUUGGCCCUCGUGCAAAUCGACAUGCUGGCCAGCCAACAACUGGCGCUGCAGCUGCUGCGCAUGUGCAAGGAGCUAUUCCGCCAGGAAACCAAUCUAUGCUAUGCCCUGCAGCUGCUUUACUACUAUAUCAAGCUGAUCUACGUCCGGGAAGCCACUGCAGACUUUAAACGCACCUACAUUGACUUGUCGCGCAAGUUUCAGAACUUCUUCGAGCACAAGGGAGCCGCUCAUGCCAAGGAACAGUGGCUCACGGAUCUGCUGGUGGCCAUCCAAGUGCUGCAGGUGCUGAUCCAUCAAAGGGGCAGUAAGUCCCAGUCACCCUUCGAGCUCUUCUGGCAGCAGUUUGACGGCGAGGGCAGUCCAGAGGUCUAUGCAGCGCACUUUCAAUUGCUGCAGAGUUGCGGUGCCUUAUCGGUGAAUAUUUCGAGGAGCUCACUGGGCUGUACUUGCGUUCAUGAGGCCUGCAAAAGCGUGAGAAGGCACUGCAUUCUGGCCUACGGACUGUGCGCUUUGGAUGCCUACAUAAGCUGGCAACCAACGCAGGAGCAAAAAGCAGACAGGAAUCCCCAUAAACCUCUUAAGGAACUGGUCAAAUACUCAAUGGAUGUGGCAAAAACCAUGAAGUGCCUGACUUCCAGCAGCGUGGAGCUCAUCAAGCUAGUGCGCCAGCUCACUUAUGUAGCCGAUCAGGUUUCCUGUCCGGAGCAGAUGUCCCUGCUACUUCCACUCCUAGAGCCUCUGCAGCAGCUGCGGUCCUUGAUUGCAGAUCAGGAGAUGAGCGGCUUACUGCGACGUCUCUUCAAGGCCAGCGGGCAUUGCAAGGAUUCCAGUAUGGCAAGUCGCCUGCAAGCCAGUUAUUUAGCCUCCAUCACAAAUCCCGUAAAACUAAGAUCACAGAUUGGUUUGCAUUACCACAAUCAGGGAAAAACGGAGAAGGAGAUCAGCAAGUGCGUCUUCGAGUGGCACGAGUCCUGUCCACUGCCCUAUCCUCUUUCGGCUGCUCAAAAGAAACAGCUCUAUGAUGCCGAUUUCUUAGCUGUGCUGUACUAUUUGAGAAGUCCUCCUCCCGCACUUAUGCAAUCGCUGAUCCGCUGCCGAAUGAGUGAUUACCCUCUGGUACUCAUGGCCAGUAAAAUGCGAAAUGAUGCCGCUAUUUCAGAGCAAUGCAAGGCGGUUCGAUCGAAGCUAAGGCAUCAGAAAUCCCUCAGCCGAAUGGAGCACUUGUGCCUGGGCCACAUAAAUGUUGGUUUACUUCUGAGCGCACUGGAGGAUCAGAAGACCAAGGUUUCCCCCAAAGAGGUGGCUGAGAAUCUGUUCGAAGAGCUGCUACUCAGGCCGAUUUUAUCGCAGAUUAACAUACAGCGAGAGCAGCGCUUGGUUCAGUUUGCCAGCGAAGCUAUCUCGUCUUUUAGCUACUUCUUUAACAAAGCGGAUGAGGAGCCCUUGGACAUGGAGGAAACUUCCAUCGACUGGGAGGCUUUGAUUGACGAUGCUGUGGCUGCCGCCAUGGCUCUUUCGAAUAUGGGCUAUCGAUCGCAGGAGGACGAUGCUUGGCUUCUGCUUCUGAGAAUAUCCCGCUGUUUGGAGGAUCGAUUUACUUUUCUGCGAGCGCUGAAUCAUUUUCUGUCCCAGAAUGAAGUUAGCACCAGGCUGAAACUUGAACUACACGAGGAAGUUGAGUGGGCGGAGGAUUUGCUGGAUGAUUUGUGGCCUCAACUGCAAAGUGGUUCGUUCUUCAAUCGACAGCAUACCACCGUAUUGCUCUGCUUCUGCCACAUGGCCAGUUAUUAUGCCCGAAUGGGUUGCAUGACCACUGCCCAGUUUCUACUGCUUCAAGCGGAACAGCUUCGCGCAGAGUUUCCCGAAAGACUGGGAAAGAGUGACAUUGUAUUGAUCACCCUGCAAACAGUGCGUUUUCGACUUGGCUAUCAGCACAGAAAGCCAAAGACUCUGGCUGUUCUAACGCCCCUGCGACAAUUGGACACUCUGCUGGACAAUGUGCGGAAUUUCGCCAAUCUCUCCAGCUUGGAUGGUGGCUCCUUGCAGUUGCUCCUAUCGACGCUUGUUAGAGAAAGCACUGAAUGCUCUGCCAACAGAUUAAGCGAACGAUUGUCCUUCUCCAACAUUGCACUCCAUUUGGCCCUGCAGGCCGGUUUGGCCCUAAGAACCAUCGAGGUAUUCCUCGCCUGGUUGUGGACCAAUCUACAAAUGGAACACUUUGAAAAGGCGCAGUCAAAGUUGCGACUCAUCGAGCACUGCUUGGAUAUCAGACGCCUGACUCCCAAGGAAGCUCCUCCAGAAAUAAAAGCCAUCAAAGAGCCAGCAAUUGUUGACCUGACCAGCAACAUGCAUCUCCUCCAGUUGGUGGAGCCCAUCAGGAAGCAGAAUAUGAGUGUGCCCUCGCCUAAGCUGCUCAACAGGCGGCUGAAUAGUCCCAAUCACCAACAACACUUGGAUCGCUACCUCACCCUAGAUGAUGCUCCUUCUACCAUUCGGGAGAACUCGCAGCUUCAGUGCCUGUUCUUCAUAAUGGGCUGUCUGCAUGCACGUCUUUGUUUUCUUCAGCGGAAUACCGAGCAGUUGGAUGAGUUUUACGAAAGAACGGAUAAUAGGCUGCGGGAAAAACCUGAGAUAAGUGCUUCUCUCGGUUCCAUGUUGCAAGUGCAGCAGCUCUAUCAUCUUAACCAUCUGCGCUUUAGGCAAAAGCAUGUGGCGGCCAUAUCAACGGCUCAAUUGGGCCUGAAAACGCGACUGCAAGCGGUCGAUAUUAACUUUACGUACAACUUUAUGGCUCAGCUGAAGACGGCUGAAAUAGAGCUCAAGCCAAGGGGUCAGGAGAAACCCAGGCCCAAAACACUACGACGAGCACUGAUUUUCCAUCUCUCACCUGAGGAUAAAAGCCGAAGUGCAGCAUCUUCAGCUUCCAAGGUUAAACAGUCAGCGAAGAAAGCACCAAGAUUCCGAAUUUAUGAGGAACUUAAACUAAGACCACCAAGUUCAGCUAGCAUGAGUAGCGGAGGCAGCGGAACGGAGAGCACUCCACCCUCGGAUCACGUGGAUCUCAAUGCCUGUCAGGCGAUCGAGAUUAGCGACGAUGAUGAGUUGCUUUCCCUGCCCCUGAAGAAGCCCCCUUCAAAAACUAAGGGAAAACCAAAGUCCAAAGCCACGGAAAAAGCAUGUGAGGUUAUUAAUCUGGAUAACAGUUUGGAAAUACCAUCCACUCCAUCGGUAACCUCGAGUGCAAGGAGCCUCAGAGCGAGGAUACGCCAACCUGUGGAAGCGCCAAAGACGGCUACCCUUUCAUCCAGGCGACCCAGGCGACAGGUGUCGGAGCAGCAGGCUCCUGAAACGGAGUCCCUUAGCACACGCACACGUCACCGGCACUGAUUAGAUACAAAUCUGUUUAGUUUUAGUUCUUAUUCUUAUUUAAAAAGACUUUCUAUUCAAAUACAUAUUUUGUAAGUGUUAAAAUAA
Messenger RNA from Drosophila takahashii, 4287 nucleotides. RefSeq names its product three rows (gene thr). The record is from RefSeq and is a predicted model, not a curated record. Lineage: Eukaryota; Metazoa; Arthropoda; Insecta; Diptera; Drosophilidae.